Molecule: messenger RNA, 780 nt
Organism: Cetraspora pellucida
Lineage: Eukaryota; Fungi; Glomeromycota; Glomeromycetes; Diversisporales; Gigasporaceae
Source: the annotation of a GenBank genome assembly
AUGUUUGGUAAUGAAACUACAAGUUACAAGUCUGAAAGUUGUAAUAAAAGUAAUAAUCAUAAUUUUGACAAUAUUGAUACAUUUAUCUUAGAUAAAAUAAGCUUUGAUAAAGCCAGAAUUUUUGCUGAGAAUGAAGAGAUUUGUUAUAAUACUUUUUUGAAAAAAGAUGAUGAAUUUGAAGUAAAUUCAGCAUUUUCAACAGAGAUAGAAUCAAUAUCAACCUUAUCAUGUAAUGAAAGUAUAGAAUUGCAAGAUGAUAAUAGCAUAUGUAUAGUUGGCAAAAAUGUGCAGUCAGAUAGUGAACAUCGAACUCGAUAUAUAUGUUCUCAAUGUUUUAAUAAGCAUGAUAGUCAUUUUUAUAAGCAUAUAGGAAGUAGAAAAAAUCAUAGUUUUUUUUAUAAAGAAAAUUAUACAAAUGAUAUUACUGAGAUGCUUCAAGUUUUUGGAAACUGGAUUUUACAAACUGCUACUAUGGAAGUACAACAUUCUAUGAAGCUUGUAAAUUUUUUUCUUCUUAAAAUAAUAUUUAAAAUUGGACAAGUAGAUCUUUUUACACAUUCUAAUAAAUGUUUUGGAUUUAUGCCAGAAACUUCGAAAAAAUUGCUUUAUUAUAUCUUAAGUUCAUUAAGUCAUAAACCCAAAAUGAUGUCUUCUUUAUAUGCAAUUCUUUAUUUAGCAGGUGUUAUUUCUCAUAGUCAAAAUUAUGAAUAUCAAUUAGAAAAAAUUUGUUUAAAUGAAUCAAAAUCUGAGAAUAGGUUAAUUAGAGAGAAAAAUGUAUAG